This is a messenger RNA of Hipposideros armiger (great roundleaf bat), 2661 nucleotides long. RefSeq names its product Solute carrier family 26 member 10 (gene SLC26A10P). The record is from RefSeq and is a predicted model, not a curated record. Gene Ontology annotation, biological process: transmembrane transport. Gene Ontology annotation, cellular component: membrane. Lineage: Eukaryota; Metazoa; Chordata; Mammalia; Chiroptera; Hipposideridae.
GGCUCUGGGAAUGAACAGUAACCCCAGAGGAGCCAGCUUCAGUCUUGGCCCAAAGUGCAGAUUCAAAAGGAAUCCGGACUAAAGGGGCGCAGAGUGAAAAGGCUUAAGAGUGGUAAAUAGUGGGGAUUGGGGAUUGAGGGUGUUCUUGUCUUUUGGCUUAUCUCUCUGGUCACUACACCUAUCCACAGCCACCGCCCAUGGCAGGCUCCAGAGCGUGCGAUUAGGCCCAGGAUUUGUGAGGAAACGCCUAAUAUAGAGACGCACCCUCCCUAAGAAGCAGCUCCCUCCUGCCGGUAGAAGGUCUCAAGAGAGAGCGCCCUCCAGGGCGGGAUUGGACCCUGCUUCUUGGAGGCGGGACUCGAGGCUAGCGGGUUGAGGGGUAUUUAAGAUUGGGCGGAGUUGGAGGUGGCCAAGGGCAAAAUGAGUGGGCUUUUGGGAGCCAGGACCUGCUCACGCCCGGGAGAGGUCUCCGACCUUAAGUCCCCUCUGGGCGCCAAGCUCAGGGAACCUCUCACCGAGGCUCGGUUCCAGCAGAUCUUCGGGAGCGCAGAGCAGGAGCCGGAGCUACUCGCGGAGCCCCGCUGGUCCCGCCUGUGCAGCCUGUGGAGGCAGCGGGCCCGCGCCUGUUCCGGACCGGGGGCGUGGCGCCUGCUGCUGGCGCGGCUGCCCCCGCUACGCUGGCUGCCCCACUACCGCUGGCGGACCUGGCUGCUUGGGGAUGCGGUGGCCGGACUGACCGUGGGCAUCGUGCACGUGCCCCAGGGCAUGGCUUUUGCCCUCCUGACCUCAGUGCCCCCAGUGUUCGGACUCUACACUUCUUUCUUUCCUGUCCUCAUCUACACCUUGUUGGGUACUGGGAGACAUUUGUCCACAGGAACGUUUGCCGUACUCAGUCUCAUGACUGGCUCGGCUGUGGAGCGGCUGGUGCCCGAACCCCUCGGGGGGAACCUGAGUGGAAUCGAGAUGGAACAGUUGGAUGCUCAGCGGGUUGGGGCGGCUGCAGCCGUGGCCUUCGGGAGCGGGGCGCUGAUGCUGGGGAUGUUCGCUCUGCAGCUCGGCGUCCUGUCCACCUUUUUGUCCGAGCCUGUGGUUAAAGCGCUGACCAGCGGGGCCGCGCUGCACGUGCUCGUGUCCCAGCUGCCGAGCCUUUUGGGAUUGCCCCUCCCGCGCCAGAUCGGCUGCUUCGCUCUCUUCAAGACGCUGGCCGCUGUGCUGACCGCACUGCCCCGGAGCAGUCCGGCCGAACUGACCAUCUCUGCACUCAGCCUGGCGCUGCUUGUGCCGGUCAAGGAAUUGAACGUGAGAUUCCGAGACAGGCUACCCACCCCGAUCCCAGGGGAAAUCGUCAUGGUGCUUCUGGCCUCUGUGCUCUGCUUCACCUCUUCCCUGGACACAAGAUAUAACGUCCAAAUAGUGGGGCUGCUGCCCGGAGGAUUUCCCCAACCUCUCCUCCCCAACCUGGCUGAGCUGCCCAGGAUUCUGGCUGAUUCGCUGCCUAUUGCACUGGUUGCUUUUGCUGUGUCUGCCUCCCUGGCCUCCAUCUACGCAGACAAGUAUAACUACACUAUUGACUCCAAUCAGGAGCUCUUGGCACAUGGCGUCUCCAACCUCAUCUCUUCCCUCUUCUCUUGCUUUCCCAACUCGGCCACGUUGGCCACCACCAGCCUACUAGUGGACGCUGGUGGGAACACACAGCUGGCAGGCCUCUUCUCCUGCAUAGUUGUCCUGUCGGUGCUGCUGUGGCUGGGGCCCUUCUUCUACUAUCUGCCCAAGGCUGUCCUGGCCUGCAUCAACAUUUCCAGCAUGCGCCAGAUGUUCUUCCAGAUGCAGGAACUUCCACAACUAUGGCGCAUCAGCCGCAUGGACUUUCUCCUCCAGGUCCCAGGGCUCUGCAUCCUGAGCUAUCCAACACCACUCUACUUUGGGACCCGCGGACAGUUUCGCCGCACCCUGGAGUGGCAUCUGGGGCUUGGAGGAGGCAAGGAGAUGCCAAAGACAGAUAGCCCACCUAAUGCAGUUGCUGAGCCUGUCAGAGUGGUGGUCCUAGACUGCAGUGGUGUCACUUUUGCAGAUGCUGCUGGGGCCAGAGAAGUGGUACAGCUGGCCAGCCGAUGUCGAGAUACUGGGAUCCACCUUCUCCUGGCUCAAUGUAAUGCCUCAGUGCUGGGAACACUGACUCAGGCAGGACUCCUGGACAGAGUGACCCCAGAACAGCUGUUUGUGAGUGUCCAGGAUGCAGCUGCUCAUGCCCUGGAGAGACUGGUGAGGGGUAGUAGCAACACAAGUAGAAGUCAGGAGGUGCUGGGCUGUGGCAAGUGAGGUGUGAAUCAGAGGCUGAAGGUCCAGACAGAGGGAUUUGGGAAGGGGGCUGAGGAGGAAGAUGGAGGAAGGGUGGGGAUGAAAUGAGCAGUUGACUUAAGACUGACUAAACCAGGGAGAAUGGGCCCCGCUAUGGGUGAAGAACUGAGGAACUAAAGGUCCCAAAAGGGGUGGUGUGCCCCUCAGAAGACGGCCAAAUCUUGGGGGGGGGGUCCUAAUCUUCUUGACAUGUCUCUUUCGUUUUCCAGGAGCUCACUGGUCCAAAGACUUGCACAGUGUGGGUAUAACCUGGGCACUUGGAAUAUGGAGAGCCCCAACAAUGUGUGUGAGGAGGGCCAUGGC